AUGGGUGGUCUCAGCAGUUUCGAGGCAUGGAAACAAGCCGUGCAGAAGAAGAGAGGCGGCCGCCCAGAAGCUUUGAUUGCCGUCCUUGCUCGCAGCGCGGGUUGGUCAGCUUCAUCAAGCACUGUGGAACGGGGUUUCGCGCAUGCCAAGGCUUUGAAGGGUGACGGCAAGAGCCAGGAUAACAAUUUGGAGGAUGAGCAGGAUUGCCUAGUCAUCGCUCAAGAUGUGCGGCCUGGGCUGUCGGACCCGGCCGAGAAGAGUUUGCUUCAGAGCGCAGCAGCAGUGUGGCGCUCAAGCUGCGGCCGCACACGGUCGAGUGGCGAAUCUCGACAGAAGCGUUGGGAUGCUGGCAUUGCAAGGCCGCAUCGCACGAAGAAGGAGAGCGAGAGUGGUUUUUUGCAAGCAAGAUCUGCAAUCGUGGACCAGGCCGCCAGCUCAGAGGCAGGGCCCAUCGCUCGAUUGCCCAAGACGGUUACAUCUGCUGACAGCAUCAUCGCGUCCUUGACACCAAAGCUGUUGCAAGAGAUUGAUUUCAAUGAAGAGAAAGAACCCAAGGCCAAAGUAGAAGCGUAUUUGCAAGGCCAUCUUCUGCCUGCAGAGAUCACGCAAGAUCUGGUGGACAAGUCCACUGUGUUCCUACAGAAGAUUGCUAAGGCGCAGCGUGAGCGCAACAACCAGAACAGAAACGUGAAAGCCAAAGUUCUGAAGGACCAGGCCGAGCUCAUCGUGGUGCAAGACCCAGCCAGCGCAGCGGGGAACGCCAGGUUCGUAGCCGGCCUGCUGGGGGCCAGGGCCACCAGCAUCUACCGAAAAGUGUUCAUCACUGAUGCUUUCAUGGGGGAAAACUUGGAUAUUGCUCAAGAUCUCAGUCAUGCCUUAUCAAUGGACAACUGCAGAUGGCAACUGCAGCCCAACAUGCCUGUGGGGAGGGCAAAUCAGCAGACCCUCGUCCUCCGUGGCUCUGCAGAGGCCUGCCCUGGUGUGAAGCUGGCCUUGAACAUCAGCGAG
Symbiodinium necroappetens is the source of this 1008-nucleotide messenger RNA. The record is from the annotation of a GenBank genome assembly. Lineage: Eukaryota; Dinophyceae; Suessiales; Symbiodiniaceae.